Plenodomus lingam JN3 is the source of this 1056-nucleotide messenger RNA. RefSeq names its product E2-like enzyme (gene ATG3). Gene Ontology annotation, molecular function: Atg8-family ligase activity. Gene Ontology annotation, biological process: autophagy of mitochondrion; nucleophagy; autophagosome assembly. Lineage: Eukaryota; Fungi; Ascomycota; Dothideomycetes; Pleosporales; Leptosphaeriaceae. Gene Ontology annotation, cellular component: cytosol; phagophore assembly site. The record is from RefSeq and is a predicted model, not a curated record.
AUGGCCUACAACUUCGUCCGCUCUUACAUAGAUACCUUCCGCGAGCGAACCGCCGCCAUCAGCCACACCUCAACUUUCCGCGAGACGGGUCAGAUUACGCCAGAAGAGUUCGUGCUUGCAGGCGACUUCCUUGUCUUCAAGUUCCCUUCGUGGCAGUGGGCCGAUGCUUCGUCACCCGCAAAGCGCGUCGCUUAUCUGCCCGAAGGCAAACAGUUUCUGGUAACGCGCGGCGUGCCCUGUCAUCGUCGGUUGGACGACAACUUUGCUGGCGAAGCUGGGCAGGAUGAAACAAUCGUUCGUGACGGAUUUGCUGCUGGGGAAGGCGCGACCGACGAUGAUGGCUGGCUUCGGACUGGUGGCAUGGCAGCAAGCCAGGAGGCAAAGGUGCGCGACGUACGGACAGUCGACGAGAGCGGCAACCUGGGCGCAGCUGAAGAGGAUGAUGAGAUCCCAGACAUGGAGGAUGAUGAAGACGACGAGGAGGCGAUUAUAAGAGAUCCGCAGGCUGGCUCAGGCACCAAAGCUCCUCUGCGAACGUACACGCUCUACAUCACUUACUCGGCCCACUACCGUACACCUCGAUUAUACCUGUCCGGAUACGGCUCAACUUCAGUACCGUUAAAGCCGCAAGAGAUGAUGGAGGACAUUGUGGGAGACUACAAGGACAAGACCGUCACCAUAGAGGACUUUCCUUUCUUCGAGCACGCACUGAAGACUGCUUCAGUACAUCCCUGUAAACAUGCUUCCGUCAUGAAGGUGCUGCUUGAUCGCGCGGACGCUGCGCUCAAGCUACGGCUUACCAAGCUCAAGGCAGGCAAGGAUGUCAGCAAAAUCGACAGUGGCAUGGAAGGUCUUGUGGACGAUACGCGGCUACUCAAGUUGACUGAACAAUCGAAGAACAAAGACGGCGAUGAGGGUAAAGACGACUGGGAGGUGCUUAGUGAAGGUGGUGACGAUAAGGUCGCUAUCCGAGUCGACCAAUAUCUCGUUGUCUUCCUAAAGUUCAUGGCUAGUGUCACACCCGGCAUAGAACACGAUUUUACCAUGGGUGUAUGA